Messenger RNA from Cuscuta campestris, 941 nucleotides. NCBI's taxonomy places the organism in Eukaryota, Viridiplantae, Streptophyta, Magnoliopsida, Solanales, Convolvulaceae. The record is from the annotation of a GenBank genome assembly.
CAUUUUCUUAGAGUAUGUUGUUUCACUUUGUUAUUUUGUCUACCUGAUCCUGAACAGUGAACAUCACACGGAGUAAUAGUAAUAAUGAAUGUACUCCCUCCGUCCCAAAUUAUUUGUCACAUUUCUAUUACCGAGAACUGACCUGUCUCUGCAAAAACCCCUUCGCCCCGAACCUCUCUGCCGCCGCCGCCGCCGCCGCAAUGGAUUCUUCUUCCACCUCCUCCCGCUCCUUUGAUCCCAACCUUGCUCGAACCAUUGAGGAAGAGAAGCAAAAGGCAAUGUUGGCUGAGCUGAUUACGAAGAUCACAAGUUCGUGUUGGGACAAAUGCAUCACGGGCACUCCCGGGAGUAAGUUCAGCUCGAGCGAAGCAAGUUGCCUAUCCAACUGCGCCCAACGCUACCUAGACAUGAACAUCUUGCUCAUUAAGCGCUUCCAAUCUAUGAACAGGCUUUGAGUAGUUGAUGUUGGCGUUGGCUCUCUCCAUCUCUAUUUUUGUGCUCUAUGUUCACUUGUGCUCAAGUUUUGUACUGAUAACUCCAUCAACAGCUUCUGUCUUUUCAUGACCUUAUUUGAAAGCUAUAAAGAUUCUUACAUGAGAUGCUAAUUUCAUUUCCCUCACAGUAAUUUGGACAGAUUUUUUACCCACAGAUCAGUCACGGCUAUUUCGUUUUGGGGAUGCGAAAUGUACCUAGACAAUUAACUAUAAAAGAACAAUUAGCACUAAGAGCUCACACAAAAAACAUAUGGAAAAAUUAUCCAAAAUAAUCUCAACUUUACCCGAUCUUUCAAAAAUAAUCUCAUCUUUCACUGUGAUGCAUAAUAAUCCCAACUUUAUUGAAAUUUGCCAGUUUUGGGUCGCCGUUAAGUUUCUAACGGAGGGUUAACGGAAAUGCCUGUUUUAGGCAACAAAAUGAAAGUUGGGAUUAUUUUUGAUGAAUUU